Messenger RNA from Symbiodinium necroappetens, 1587 nucleotides. The record is from the annotation of a GenBank genome assembly. NCBI's taxonomy places the organism in Eukaryota, Dinophyceae, Suessiales, Symbiodiniaceae.
AUGGUGAGCCUGCUCCUGUCCGGUUGUGGCAAUGAUCCUCGAAAACCUCCUGAGACUCAUGCACCCUACCUUGGGGGGCAGUGCAACAUUCUAACUGGUUCAUCUUGCAACCCUGUUCAGAUGCCCCUCUUCACAGAAGGUUCCUAUGCCCCAGCAUACCUAUUCCGUGUUAGCAGCGAUCGUAUCGUCACAGACAAUACAGAAAGGAUGGAUGGAGAAGACCAGGUCAGCGUGGACACUGAAAUUUCCGAGGUGUCCACAUCUACAGCAAAGAACCUCGGGCUCUCAGGGAAGCUUCCUGCCGGAGGUGGUCACGUCGCCUUCUCAGGAGGUGCAAACUUCCGCUCUCUCGCUCAGACCAUGGAUGUUUACAACACCCAGAAGUACUACUCGCUUAUCAAGCGCCGGUACAUCACGCAUUCCCAGUUUCUAUCUUCAGAUGCAUGGAGCGCCGCCGCUUCAAGCUUCCAGGAUGCUGUGAAGCACUUGCCCCGAUCUCCCAAGAGCGAUGCCGAAUAUGCCCAAUGGUUCCAGUUUUUUGAGAAGCAUGGAACGCACUACGUCAAGGAAGUUGGGUACGGUGGCACGCUGAGGAUGUCUGCAUUUGUGAGUUCCGAAGUUCGCUCAUCAAAAGUCAUACGACAAAGUAGCUGGGGUUUCUUCCUGGGUGCAAUGUUCAACAAGAAGAUCGGUGCAGAUGUCCGAUACAACGAAAGCCACACGCAGCAACAGAUGGAUGAGUUUGCCUCCUACACGUCUGACGUAGUGUUCCAUGCAGUGGGCGGUGACCAGACGCAGUCCAAGUAUCAAGACUGGCUGCGCACCGUGAAGGAGAAACCUGCGCCGGUCAGGACUCUGUUAGGCUCUGUGGAAGACUUCAUUCCGGAGUCCAUUGAGUUCAAGCAGAUCCUGGAGAGGUAUUUCAGUCGCUGUCCGCACACUGAUUCCCUGGGAGUGUGCAAUGGGUACGGUCUUUGCGACUUUUCCAAUGGUUCUUGUGAGUGCCAAGUCCAAGGUGCUUACAAGGAGAAAGACGGACGAUGCUAUCCUGUCUGCCGUGGGAACUGCUCCGGCAACGGGGUGUGUUCUUUGGGAAAGUGCAGUUGCUUUGUCGAUGGGGUUUACAACAUCGGGUACACUUCCUUACCAGGCAAAGAGCCAUGCUCCACAGCCUGUGGAUCACAUGUCUUUGAUGCCGGCAGUGGAAGGGUCUGGUGCCGUGCUGGCGCUUCGCGGACCAACUCCGAGUGCGAGGUCCUGGCUUACACGAAGCAUGAGACGACAUCCCCAACAUGCUGGUGCCAAGAAGUUCUCAAGCACCACCAUGGCGUCGACAUCGUGGGGGAGUCCGACCUGCCUGACGACCAGCAAGGAACGGGGCACGACACCUUCGACUGUGUCGGUGAGAAGGCCUGUAAAGUUGACAUCUGGCCGUGGUCCACAUGCCCCGCAUAUCAGGUCAUCAGGUGCCACCAUGGUGCUUCCGAUUGUCCAGCUGAUGCACCUCACCAAGACUUCCCGCGCAAGGGGGUUGUACCGACCAGUAUCCUUGCAAAUGGCACGAAACCAAAGCAGGUUGUGGUCUGA